AUGGUGUCUCAGCCGCACGCACUGGUGAUCCCGUACCCCGCGCAGGGCCACGUGAUCCCGCUGCUGGAGGUUGCUCACGCGCUGGCCGACAGGGGCUUCGCCGUCACCUUCGUCAACACCGAGUUCAUCCAUGCCCGCGUCGUUGCCGCCGGCGCCGGGUUAGAGGACGGCGGACGGGUCCGGUUUGUGGCCGUGCCGGACGGCAUGCCCCCCGGGGACGACCGGGCCGACCUGGUGAAGCUCACCAUUCUCAUGGAAGACCACAUGGCUCCGCGGGUGGAGGAGCUUGUCCUCGCCAGUGGUGAGGGAGGCGGGGCAGGAGGCAAGAUCACGUGCAUGGUGAUCGACUACAACGUCGGGGCAUGGGGGUUGGACAUCGCGCGGAGGACCGGGAUCCGGUCAGCAGCCGUGUGGCCGGCAUCAGCCGCCGUCUUGUCGACACUGCUCAGCUAUGACAAGCUCAUUGAUGACAACAUCAUCGAUGCCGAAGACGGGUCUGCACUAGGUGAAGAAACUUUCAAGCUAAGCUCCGACAUGCCUCCCAUGCGCAGCGCCCAUCUCGCAUGGAACUGCGUGGGCGAAAACGACCAGCAGGCGGCCUUCUUCCAGUACAUCGUCGCGGGCGUCCGGGCAGUCGAACACUGCGACUUCCUCAUCUGCAACUCCUUCCAAGACGCGGAGCCGGCAGCCUUCUCGCUCUUCCCUAACGUCCUCCCCGUCGGCCCGCUCCUCACCGGCGAGCGCAGCGGCAAGGCCGUCGGCCACUUCUGGAAGCCGGAGGACGAGGAGUCCAUGUCCUGGCUCGAUGCGCAGCCGGCGAGAUCCGUCGUGUACGUCGCAUUCGGCAGCUUCACGAUGUUCGACCGGCGCCAGUUCGAGGAGCUCGCCCUGGGGCUCGAGCUCUCGGGCCUGUCAUUCUUGUGGGUGGUGCGCCCCGACAUUCUCCAGGGCGGCGCCGUGCACGACUACCCGGAGGGCUUCCUGGACCGCGUGUGUGGCGCCGGUGGCCGAGGCAAGCUCGUGGCGUGGUCGCCGCAGCAGCGCGUGCUGGCGCACCCGGCGGUGGCAUGCUUCGUGUCGCACUGCGGAUGGAACUCCACCAUGGAGGGCGUCCGGAACGGCGUUCCUUUCAUCGCGUGGCCCUACUUCGCGGACCAGUUCGUGAACCAGGUGUACAUCUCCGACGUCUGGAAGGUCGGCCUUAAGGCUGUCGCCGACAAGUCCGGAGUGAUCACGAAGGAGCACAUCGCCGGCAGGCUGGAGGAGCUCAUGGGGGACGCCGGGAUGAGAGAGCGAGUGGAGGCCUUGAAGAAGGCGGCGCAUGAGAGCAUUCAAUCUGGGGGAUCCUCACAUGGAAACUUCGAUACUUUUGCAGAGGGCAUGAAGAAAGCAUGA
This is a messenger RNA of Lolium rigidum, 1395 nucleotides long. RefSeq names its product UDP-glycosyltransferase 83A1-like. The record is from RefSeq and is a predicted model, not a curated record. NCBI's taxonomy places the organism in Eukaryota, Viridiplantae, Streptophyta, Magnoliopsida, Poales, Poaceae. Bases 1 to 1395 code for a protein of 464 amino acids. Gene Ontology annotation, molecular function: UDP-glycosyltransferase activity. The transcript is spliced from 2 exons.